AAUGAAGACAAUAUUGUCAUCGGAGACGAUGGACAUACCCGAUGGGGUUAAAAUCAAAGUAAACGCCAAGAUUAUUGAGGUUGAGGGACCUCGAGGGAAGCUCACCCGCAACUUCAAGCACCUGAAUCUCGAUUUCCAGCUGAUUAAGGACGAGGAGACUGGCAAGCGCAAACUCAAAAUAGAAGCGUGGUUCGGUUCCAGGAAGACCAGCGCUGCCAUCCGCACCGCCCUCAGCCACGUCGAGAAUUUGAUAACAGGUGUCACAAAGGGAUAUCGCUACAAGAUGCGAUUUGUGUAUGCUCACUUUCCUAUCAAUGCCUCCAUCACCAACUCCAACUCUGCCAUUGAAAUCCGCAACUUUCUUGGCGAGAAGAAGGUCAGGAAAGUUGAUAUGUUGGAAGGUGUAACUGUUGUUCGAUCUGAAAAAGUUAAAGAUGAGCUUGUACUGGAUGGCAAUGACAUUGAAUUGGUGUCACGGUCAGCUGCCCUGAUCAAUCAGAAAUGCCAUGUUAAGAACAAAGAUAUCAGGAAAUUCCUUGAUGGUAUCUAUGUCAGCGAGAAAGGCACUGUUGCCGAACAAGAGUGAUAUUCUAGUCGCAUUAUAUUUUCUUGGCUUUGUUACCCUGGUUAUGAGGAUGUCUUGUUGUUUUAGAAAAAAUUUCGAUUAUAAAGUUUUGGAUAUCUUCUAUAUGGCUUGGCUGAGCUCAAUUGAAUUAAAUUGACAUUUCUUUUGCA
Messenger RNA from Ricinus communis (castor bean), 735 nucleotides. RefSeq names its product 60S ribosomal protein L9. Gene Ontology annotation, biological process: cytoplasmic translation. Gene Ontology annotation, molecular function: structural constituent of ribosome; rRNA binding. Lineage: Eukaryota; Viridiplantae; Streptophyta; Magnoliopsida; Malpighiales; Euphorbiaceae. The transcript is spliced from 3 exons. Gene Ontology annotation, cellular component: ribosome; cytosolic large ribosomal subunit. The record is from RefSeq and is a predicted model, not a curated record. Bases 2 to 586 code for a protein of 194 amino acids.